GUGUUGAAGUUGAAAGAAGUAAACUGCUAGAAAUGGCAGGCUAUCCAAGUAUUUGGAGUAUCAUAAAAGCUAACAUCGAGCACACUGUGGAAGUAGCCUUUAAUCAGACGAUGGCUCACUUCACCAGCUAUAGCUUGGACCUGCACAGCUUUAAAAGCAAUAUCCUAGAGCUGCUUCAAUUACCACUCAGUAAUAUACCAGCUGGCCACCUCAUGGGACAAGGCAAUCAAACAGUGAAUUCAGAAAUCAACGCUACAGUCUACCAAGCUGUGUAUGGUGCACUCAAUGCCAUGAACGCCUCAACCUUUAGCAACGGGAGCGCAUCAACUUUUGAUCGUGCCUUUUCUCAACGCCUGUCAUUCGACAUAGAGAUGGAAGUCUUUAAUGAAAUCUUCCACAACUCUACUGAAGGCCAAAAUAACAAUGGUGGUUUCACAGACUUCUUCCACAACCUCCCACUGAAGGAUGAGACGCUGUUUGUUGCUCUGGUGUGCAUGGCCAUCAUCGUUCCCAUUAUCUUCAUCACACUUUUCUUCAUCUUCUUCUACAAGCGCAGACAAGAAAACAAAGAACGAAGCCAUGAAAUGUUGCUAAGGGAGCAGCCGGAGAACGCUGUAGAGGAGUUCAAAGGUGAGAAACAGUGCGGGGAUGAACCUCCGGACUUGGACUUGAAAGUAGCUCCGGUCUAACACGUGUCCUGCCACCAAAGGAACUCACUGGAUUCAGUGUAAUAAAAGACUCUCAAUACCUUCUGAACGCAAUCCAUUUCAAUCUCACUGACAAUGUUACCUGACUUUUAUUUAGAUUGGAUAUUUGUUUAGCUAGUAGGCUGAAUUUUAAUGGUCAUACAUAUUUACAGACUUGAGAAGCCUAAUGGUGUUUGAUCAAAUCCAUUCUCUGCUCAGAUUUUCAUAUAUACAUAUUAAGACAUUAUUUUAUUUUUUUUGUGCUGGAUUGCUGAACAAUAUUUUAUUCACUGUGUAAAUUUUUGUAAAACAUUUUUUUUUUUAAACGAUGGACGUCUGCCUAUUUUUUAUGUACAACUAUUGUGUAAAUAGAUUUGUAAAAACAUAUCAUCCUUGUGACAAUGUUUUUUUUUAGACCUUGCCUUUUGGAGUUUUGCUUCAACAUUUUUACAUUUUCUCAGGACAUUUUUGUUUGAUUUUAAUUGAAUCAUUUAUUUUUUUAGUCUUCAUAUCAGAACUUUUAUCCAUGGAUUGGUUUAAAUGUGGAUUUAUUGUAACAAGGAUCUUGGUUUUUGGGGUUUUCAAAUUUCUGUAUGUCCCUGGACAUUUUUUGUUUUCUUUUUUUCUCUGCUGUUUUUAUCCAGGUGGCUUUAUAGAGGGUUUUUGCCAUCCAUUAUGAUGCCUUUGAAUAGUUGGAUAUCUGUUUUUCAUCAACUUUUUCUAUUAGAAUUUUAUUUCAUGGUUUUCUGAAUAAUAAAGAUUUUCAUGAACUAAAAAUGUUCAGAUGGAGACAGAAUAUCUUCUUGUGUUGUUAGUGAAUAAGAAAAACUUUGAGUAUCCAGAUUUAUAUUAUUUUACUUUCUGCCUGUGGUCUUGUCUGGGGGCAAAGGUCACCAACCAGCUUCCUCCAGGCAUCUCAGUUCUGGGUUAGUCUCUCCAGCCGUCCAGUUUGGCAUCUGCUUCCAAAUUGCGCCGCCAUGUAUUCCGGGGUCGUCCUCUCUUUCUUUGAUGGUUCCUAGUGAGGGCUUGUCGUGUAUGUUUAAGACCUCUCCAUCUCUCACUAUUAUUCACUACUUGCUUUCUUAAUGCUGUUAUGUAAAUAUAAAAUCUAAACAUUAGCAUCUGACAAGGAUUAUUUGUAUUCCUUGUUAAAGUUGUUUGUAAGCCUGUUGAUAUUUGGUUGUGGAUCAGAUGUUUGGUAAAGUGCACCUUGUUGCCUGUCUGAACAUUUUAUUUUGCUGGUAGGUCACGAAAGUGAAAAACUUUUUUUUUCUUCUAAUUUAAUGUUAAUAAGCUUAUAUUGAUAUUAAGAUGUAGUUACAUAUUAGUAACUUGUAACAAAUUUCAAACAUUUGAUUAUAUGAUGUUUAAUUUUUUAUUGUGAGACAGUAUUUCCUUUAUUUUGUUAAAACAUUGUAUUUUACAUAUUUUUGUUUGCAUACUAUUAAGGCAGAUUAAGUUUAUAAUGUACCUGUAUUACAGUUGUGCUAUAGAUGUGGAGUUCUAUGUCUGGUGAUCACAGAUAUACUGGCUAAUUCACUGCAGAUUUUAUUGUAUCUGUAUAUCAGUUGUGUAAUAAAUUUCACUUGCAUAUUUAAUGUUAACAGACAUCCAGUGGCUUGGUAAAAGUAUGAGGAAAAAAAAUGCCUUUAGUGUUUUUUGCAUAUCAAGGGUCGUAAUUUUUUUAAUGCCAAGUGCAUAGACAAAUUGAAAAAAUAUUUAUGAUCAAUGAUUCAGAUGUAUUCACUCAAAAUCUUUACUAGUUUAAAAAAAACAACAAAAACUUUACAGCUGUUUUGAGUUAUUUUUAUUAAUGAUAAUUAUGAUAACAUGUUGCUCAAAAUGAUUAGGUCUCAUGAGGGCGCACCCUCAUUAAUUAGUAGAAUGUUUUGAUUCGUGUGUGAUAAGUUUAUUUUACAAACACACUGUGGCUGUAUUGUGUUUGCUGCUUCAACUUCAACAUUCCAU
Messenger RNA from Biomphalaria glabrata, 2654 nucleotides. RefSeq lists its product as uncharacterized. The record is from RefSeq and is a predicted model, not a curated record. Lineage: Eukaryota; Metazoa; Mollusca; Gastropoda; Planorbidae. The transcript has 5 exons. Bases 33 to 689 code for a protein of 218 amino acids.